This is a messenger RNA of Owenia fusiformis, 394 nucleotides long. The record is from the annotation of a GenBank genome assembly. NCBI's taxonomy places the organism in Eukaryota, Metazoa, Annelida, Polychaeta, Sabellida, Oweniidae.
CCCCAAGUGAGGAAUAUUGGAGACGUUAUGUCCUCAACAUUACCGAUGGUAUAGAAGACAUGGGUUUUGUUCAGUGGAAGCUGUUGCUUUGCCUCGUUGCAGCAUGGGUGAUUGUGUUUCUGUGUCUCAUCAAGGGGCACAAGACAUCUGGCAAAGUUGCUUACUUUACGGCCACCUUUCCUUACCUUAUACUCACAAUCCUGUUGAUACGUGGUGUGACCCUCCCUGGAGCAGCAGAUGGUUUAAAGUACUACCUCAUUCCUAAGUGGAAGAAACUUCUAAGCUUUAAGGUAUGGGGCGAAGCAGCAAUGCAAAUUUUCUUUUCGUCCGGUGUUGGCGGGGGCAGUGUAGUCACAAUGGCCAGUUAUAACAAAUUCAACAGCAACUGCCAAAG